This is a messenger RNA of Necator americanus (New World hookworm), 411 nucleotides long. RefSeq lists its product as uncharacterized. The transcript has a single exon. The coding region runs from base 1 to 411 and encodes 136 amino acids. Gene Ontology annotation, molecular function: nucleic acid binding. Lineage: Eukaryota; Metazoa; Nematoda; Chromadorea; Rhabditida; Ancylostomatidae. The record is from RefSeq and is a predicted model, not a curated record.
AUGCGUCCAUUCAACAGUCGUCAGUCGCCUCCAGAUCCUCGGCUACAGAAAAGUGCUGGCUCGAUGGAUCCUUCACACUUUGAUGCAUGGCAUAUGGGCAUAUAUACAUAUAUUAUAUGGGUAUCCAUCUGUCAGUUUCUCCUUCUUCGCCAGCAUCAAAAGGAGUUUCUCAAAGAUCUUCUUACCGAAGAUGAGAGUUGGGUCUUCUAUGACUCUAUCGCGCACCGUCCUGUGUGGCUCCCUGGAGGAGAAGACUCGCCAAAGCAAGCCAAAUCGGAGCUCUACCCCAAAAGGUUUCUCCUUUGUUGCUUCUGGGAUUCAAGGGGAAUGCUGUUUUAUGAGCCUCAGCCAUUGCGCCUACAAGGCCACACCGGUUCAAUAUACGUUAGUCAGCUCCAGAGUCUCGCAUAG